GCGUGCGCACCACCAGAGCCAGAGCCAGAGCGAGUUGAUUUAAAACCGAGUAUCGAAAAGGGGGGACUACUAGCCACCACCGUCAAAAAGGAUGAAGAGCACCGCAGCUUGUCUAUUGGUCGCCCUGGCGACGCUGGCCGUCGCCCACUCGGCGCCCACCGAGGGUCAGAAGGCGCCGCAGUCCGCCACCCAACUGGCCCUGGAUAUGUACCACGGCUGUCUCAAGGACCUCAGUGUAUCGUGCGUGCGACCCAAGGCCCUGCAGUGGUUCAACUCUGCUCUCCAGCAGCCGGAAGUGCGUCUCACCGAGCGCCUGUCCAUUGUUCGCACCUCGGAGAAAACGAAGGAGUCGCGAUCGAUGGAUCCCCAGGAACGCAUGUUCGAUGCCAUCGACAGCUACCUGGGUAGUCAUUCCCUGAGGAUCCUGGCCCCGGAGUACUUCCGCACCUCGGAGGCUCGCUCCCUGGUGCCCGAUUUCCUCAUGGAGAAUCCCCUGACCCAGGGCGGAGUUAUACCCCUGGCAACUGCCAAUGAAGGACGAGGCAUGAUCCGCAAGGCUGUUCUUCCCUUCCUUCUGGGCCUGAAACUCAAGACCACUGUGCUGGUGCCCCUUGCCUUGGGCCUGAUUGCCCUGAAGACCUGGAAGGCCAUGACUUUGGGACUGCUCUCACUGGUCCUUUCUGGAGCCCUGGUUAUCUUCAAGAUUGCCAAGCCCAAGAUUGUCAACUACGAAGUGGUGCAUUAUCCCCACCACCACGUGGACCAUGUGGUUCCCCAUCACAUUGAGCAUGUGGUUCCCCACCAUAUCGAGCAUGUGGUUCCGCAUCACAUCGAGCACAUUGUGCCGCACCACAUCGACCAUCACUUGGAGCACCAUGUGGACCUGCCGGUGGAGCACAUUGAGCAUCUGGAGCAUCCCUCGCCCGCCUGGGAUCCCCAUGCCUGGGCCCGAUCCUCGCAGGAGGGACAAGAUGCCCAGGACCUGGCCUAUGCGGGCCAGAAAUGAGGCUGAGACCACAAACCCAAAACCCAUUUCGAAAUUCGGCCAAACUGCAACCCUAUUUAUUUUGCUUUAAUCUAAGUAGUUGAAACGCUCGGAGUUCAGCGUAUUGUUUAUUUAUUUAUUUAUUGAGAAGUGUACAAAACAAAACAAAAAAAAACACACACACAUAAAGAAAAUAAGGCUCUGGUUUGGAGUUUUUAAAGGUACUAAGUGGGUAGGAGCUUCUGCAUCCUUUGUGUAAAUAUUUCUGCAAUAAAAGCAUGCAAAAAAUUA
Molecule: messenger RNA, 1276 nt
Organism: Drosophila kikkawai
Lineage: Eukaryota; Metazoa; Arthropoda; Insecta; Diptera; Drosophilidae
Gene: Osi18
Product: DUF1676 domain-containing protein Osi18
Cellular component (GO): membrane
Source: RefSeq, a predicted model, not a curated record